GGCGGGGGCUAGAACCAGGGUUGGGCAAGAAGGCUGCUAGAACCGUGGUGGCGGCAGCAGCCUGAGUUGCACUAAGGCUUUGGGGUGUGGGGAGCCGCGGUCAUGGACCAUAUCACGGUGCCCAAGGUAGAAAAUGUGAAAUUACUGGAUCGUUAUAUAGGUAAGAAACCAGCUAAUGGAAGUCUGUAUCUUACUGCAACCCACCUGAUCUAUGUGGAAGCUUCUGGUGCAGCCCGAAAAGAGACAUGGAUUGCACUGCAUCAUAUUGCCACUGUGGAGAAAUUGCCUGUCACUAGCCUGGGUUGCCCCCUGAUCCUCCGCUGCAAGAAUUUCCGGGUGGCCCACUUUGUUUUAGAAUCUGAUGUUGUGUGCCAUGAGAUUUAUAUUUCACUGCUAAAGCUUUCUCAACCAGAAUUACCUGAAGAUCUGUAUGCUUUUUCAUAUAAUCCCAAAUUCUCAAAAGACAUGAGGGAAAAUGGAUGGAAGCUGAUUGACCAAACAUCAGACUUUGGACGUAUGGGAAUUCCUAACAGGUACUGGACCAUAACAGAUGCCAACAGAAACUAUGAGAUAUGCAAUACCUACCCUCCUGAAAUAGUGGUUCCUAAAUCUGUUACAUUGGGAACGGUGGUUGGAAGUUCGAAGUUCAGAAGUAAAGAACGUGUGCCUGUGCUCUCCUACCUCUACAAAGAGAACAAUGCUGCCAUUUGCCGCUGUAGCCAGCCUCUGUCUGGAUUUUAUACUCGUUGCAUAGAUGAUGAGCUCCUGCUAGAGGCUAUUCGCCAGACAAAUCCAAGGAGCCAGUUCUUGUAUGUUGUAGACACAAGACCAAAGUUAAAUGCCUUGGCUAACCGAGCAGCUGGGAAGGGGUAUGAAAAUGAAGACAACUAUGCCAAUAUUCGCUUCAGGUUCAUGAGCAUUGAGAACAUCCAUGUCAUGCGGAGCAGCCUGCAGAAACUCUUGGAAGUUUGUGAAUUGAAAACUCCAACAAUGAGUGAAUUUCUUAGCGGCCUGGAGAGCUCAGGGUGGUUGAGACACAUUAAAGCUAUUAUGGAUGCUGGAAUUUUCAUUGCAAAGGCAGUGAAGGUAGAAAAGACCAAUGUCUUAGUCCAUUGUUCUGAUGGGUGGGACCGUACAGCACAGGUCUGCUCUGUGGCCAGCAUCCUCCUAGAUCCAUUUUACAGGACAUUCAAAGGACUCAUGAUCCUGAUAGAGAAGGAAUGGAUAUGCAUGGGCCACAAGUUCUCCCAAAGGUGUGGCCACCUGGAUGGGGACUCUAAAGAAGUAUCCCCUAUUUUCACACAGUUCCUAGACUGUAUCUGGCAAUUAAUGGAACAAUUUCCAUGUGCCUUUGAGUUUAAUGAAAAUUUCCUGCUGGAAAUUCAUGACCAUGUUUUCUCCUGCCAGUUUGGGAACUUCCUUGGAAACUGCCAGAAGGAUCGAGAUGAUCUGAGAAUAUAUGAGAAAACCCAUUCAGUGUGGCCUUUCUUGGUUCAGAGGAAACCAGACUUCAGGAACCCUCUCUAUAAAGGCUUCACUGUGUAUGGGGUACUCAAUCCUAGUACUGUGCCGUACAACAUUCAGUUCUGGUGUGGGAUGUAUAACCGCUUUGACAAAGGGUUGCAGCCCAAGCAGAGUAUGCUAGAGAGCCUCCUGGAAAUUAAGAAGCAGAGAUCAAUGCUGGAGGCAGAUGUGCACAAACUAGAAAAGAAACUGAAAGCCCAUGAUGAGCCACCAGAAGAAGUCUGUACAUGUUCUCAAUUAGGGCAUUUAUUAUCUCAGCACCUGGGAACUCCUUUGACAAAUUCUGUCUGUUUUAUGGGUAUCGAUGGAGACCUGAAUACCUUGAUGGAGAAUGGCACUCUUUCUAGAGAAGGAGGCCCUCUAGUUCAGAUGGGUCAAGUAAAAAGUCAGUGCGCAGACGUCUACCAUGACUAUUAUGGGAUCAUGGGCAACCUUAGGGCCAUAAACAUUUCUAGGGAUGUGGGCUUCUCUGGAGACAAAAGCAUCUCUGGGGUCUUGGGCAUCUCUAACAACAUGGGCACCACUGAGGCUAUGGGCUUCUAUGAAGACAUCAGCAUCUCUGAGACCAUGAGCUUCUCUGGGAACAUGGGCAUCUCUGAAGACAUAGGGCUCUCUAAGGCCAGCAACAAGACAGGCUUCUCUAAGCAACAGUGAGCUAUUCAUCUAUUUCCAUUGUUAGUUAUACCUACAACACCCACAGUGAUGCUUGUCUCAAAAAAGGCUGUGCUGCUUUUCUAACUGGAUUAAAUGGCUGAGGCUUAAGAUUCUAGAAGGGGAUUUAGGGCCUUACCUAGUUAAGCAAUCAGUACAUGCACGUCAGGAAUUCCCUGGUGGCUCAGUGGUAAUGAACCCACCUGCCAAUGCAGGAGAUGUGGGUUUGAUCCCUGGAUUGGGAAGAUCCUCUGGAGAAGGAAAUGGCAACCCACGCCAGUAUUCUUGCCUGAGAAAUCCCAUGGACAAAGGAACCUGAUGGGCUCCAGAACAUAGGGUCGCAAGAGUCAGACAUGACUUAGCAACUAAACAACAAGAACAAACAACAUAUGCAUGUCAAGCAGCCUAGAAUAUAGGAAAGAGAAAGAAUGCGUUAUAGUUCUAGAAUGGGAUUUAGCUUUAAAAAUAUAAUAUCUUGCUUUUCAGCUGAGAUAUUAGAUUGGUUCCAUUAUUCCAUUUCCCUUAAAGGCCAGUCUCCCUUACUUUUCCACCCUUACUAUUCUAGCAGGAGAACAAGUAGAAAUACUGUCACAGUGAAGAAUUAAGAUCCUGUUGAAGGGAUGGUGUGCAAAGGUAACUGAAUUGCAGAAUGACUUGUGCAAAAUUUUACUUAAAGAUAUAUAUAGUCAUACAAUGUAAGCUCACGUUAUUGCCAGUAGAGACCCCCAACAUUUGCCUGAGAAAUAAAUCAAAAUGGUACAUUGGUACUUGGUGGUUUAGAACAUACAAGGAAAAUGUUCCCAAUUUGUUCCCUAGCUAGGUCUUAUAAUACUCACUUAGCCAACUCCCUUUUUUAUAGAUGGCCCAUCAAUAAACUUGAAUCCACUACAUUCUAAAAUGAUCUAUUCCAAAACAGUGGGGUCUGAAUUAAUAAUGUUGAUCAAUAGCAUUUUCAAUAUCAGUUCAGGAGACAACUGAAAAUCUUAGUGCUUUAGACCCUGGCUUAUACAUGGCAUAUGUGCCCACCUAAGUUUUCCUAAAACAGGACUCUUCUUAGGUCUUUUUUUUUUUUUUUGGCCAUACCACAUGGCCUGUGGGAUCUUAGUUUUCUGUGCAUGGAUCAAACCCAUUCCCUCUGCAGUGGAAUCAUGGAAUCUUAAUCAUUGGACUGCCAGGGAAGUCCCUCUUCUUAGGCAUUUUUAUGAAGAUCAGUGGUUUUACUUCCCUAGACAUCACAUCAGUAUGUGGAUUUUUAGACAUAAUUGGCACUACUUUUAAAAUCUGGUAGGCUUAACACCUUGUACUAAUAUAGACUUUUGAAAAAAGUCUGUUCUUAAGGCAUGUCCAGCUACUCCAGGGGAAGGGGAAACUAAACUUUCCCUGAUUUGGGGUUGAUACACUUGCUGUACACUUUCCUAUUGGAUAUACAGUCAUAGUUUACCCAUUUCCACAUGUUGGGGUAGGAUAAGCCUUGCAUAGUUUGGGUCAUGCAAUAUAUUGUCAGCAUUUUCAGAAUUUCCUUUGGCAGUAGAAUCCAUAUCUUCACCCAGGAUGUCUAUUUUGUAUACCAUGUAUCUGGUUUAAGCUAAAAACAAAACAAAACAAAACAAAAAAAAACCUUAGAUUCUUAGUGAAAGAGCCAUCUCUGUUACUAUCACAUCCAUUUGUAAAUACAGACAUCUCUAAAGGAUCACCUCAUUAGUUACUCUAUAAGAAAGGUAGGCCUUUUAAUCGAAGUGUUAGAAGUAGCAGAGAAGAGGCAGCAUAGUUCCUUGAUUUCUUACCCCUAGCUAAAAUUUGGACCAAAAAAUAGCCCUAUUUAGAAGAAGAACUCUAAGUCAUUUUGGUUGUCUUUUUUAUAUGUAAAUAGGAGCCAUUUUUCUACUUACCACUUCUUGGUAGCUGUUUUAAUUCUGUGUUUUUAAAGAACUAGUUCAUAUGUGUCUUUUCCACUUAUAAAUAGGAACUGCUUUUCUACUUACCUCUUCUUGAUAGCUGCCUUCUUCCUAUAAUGUUAAAACAUCAAUGUGAUUUCCUAUUAUAUCUUCUCUGAUGCCCCUCUUUCCACUAUUUGAUCUUUGACUUAUGUGCUUAGUUGCUCAGUCAUAUCUGACUGUUUGCGACCCCAUGGACUGCUACCUGCGAGGCUCCUCUGUCCAUUGGGAUUCUCCAGGCAAGAAUACUAGAGUGGGUUGCCAUGCCCUCCUCCAGGGGACCUUCCCAACUCAGGGAUCGAACCUAGUUCUCCUGCAUUGCAGGCAAAUUCUUUACCGACUGAGCUACCAGGGAAGCCCAGGGAUCUUUGGUUUAUAUAACAUAAACCAUCAGAUGUUGCCAGUUGUCAUUUGACUUGUUACUUCUUGAAAAAAAUUGGAUUUGUGCAAGUCAUUUUGAUCUGGAAGCCCCAUUUAACUCUGGCUCUGUGAAGGAGGAUGUCAAAGACGAUGACAAUAAGGAAGAUGUCAAAGACAAUGACAAUACCAAUCAUCUGCCACAAGUGAGUUUAUUCUGGAUUUUGCUUUGUAACAAAGACUUUCUCCCACAUCUCAAUCUGAAUUUUAUAGUCCAUUAGCUAGCAUGAUAUUUCCAAUAGUGUGUUAAGAGUUUUCUAGAGAAAAGAAAAAGGCAAAUGACUUUUGCAAAUCCUAUAUAAGUUAAAGUCUCAUAUUUAUUUCUACAGACCUGUAAAAUAGUGUACAUAGUACCAAACUUUAUUUCUUAGAUCCAAAACAAAAUUAAUCAUUAGUGACAAGUUCUUUUCAAUACAAUUCUAAACUGAGAAGUGGUGAAGAAAAACACAGUGUUUCCAGUCAACUUGUUUGGUGUUUAUUAUGUUUAUUCCCUAACAUGUCCUAUAUUACUUGUAUAUAACAUACAUGGAAUUUGAAAAUCUGAGGAAGGAAAAAUGUUCAGUAGAAUCCAAAUAUUUAUGCACUGGUAAAAACCCAGUAGCUAUCUGUAGUCAAGAGCCUAGCAAUAGAGGGGAGAGUCCUAAAGGAAAGUUACUGAGUAUACUAGAAAAGAUCAUCUAUUAAUGGCUUUCAUUUCAUAUCCUCAUAUAGUAUCUAUGUUGUUAAAGAAAUGUGACUCCCUCCACUACUGCCCUACCCUUCCAAUUCCCUGAGCAGAAAAUUCCAUUCUCGUGUGACUGCCCCAUUUAAAUAGGAAGGCAUUUAACCACCUGCCACUGUCUUAUGCAUGAACCUGACAUCUGCCUGUUUCCUAUACAGUUUUCACAGGUCUGGGGUCACUGCCUAUCUUUUCCAAGCCUGAGGCAGUCUUUGUGCCUGGGAGUGUGGCCAUUCUCAGAUUUUACAUGAACACUUUUUUAAAAAGUUCAUUAAUUAUUAGUUUAUAGAAUAACAGAUCCUUCAUGGUAAUAAGUAAAACAAUCCUAAAUAACAAACCUAAGUAACAGUUAAUAGUCCAAGUUUUUAAAGAAAAAAUUUAAGGCUGAGGUUUGCUGUAUGACAGAAAGCAUGAAGAUUUAUUUAGCACUAAUUUGGCAAGACUAGAAAGUUUAUGGUACAUGUAUUAGGCACAGGUAUCUUUUGGAAAGUCACCCUAGAAACUGUGUUCAAUUACUACCAAGAUAGUUGUCAUGCCUGUCAACAUGCAUCAACAUAUUUUUUCUGAGACACACCUCAAACUUCACUGAAAGUAAAAUCUUUCCUUGAACAUUUCCAACAAGAAGGAAUCAGAGUCUUUUUAAGAGAUGUUUUCAAAUAAAAAUUGUAAAUAUUUAAGCUUGGCCUGAAUUUAGCAGAAAGAGAAGUUUAAUAACUAUAUCAGAUUUUUGUUACAUAGUGAUUUUUAUUAACACAUAACACCUUUUCUUGAUGCUAUUAAGCGUUGAUGUACCACUGGGAAAUCUUUCUAUGAGAACAUUUUAUAAAGUGGCUUUUUAAAAAAAACAGGUGUGCGGGAAAAGGUAAAGUUGUCUCAAAAGGGGAAUAUUAUAUUUUGAGAUUGGUUUCUUCCUAGGAAGAUUGUUCUCAUUUUCUCUCUCAAUCUCCAAAGUAAAUGAUUUAAUGAUGUCUGUUGUACCAAAUCAUUCCCCCACCCUCAGGCCUCUCCUUCCCAGAAUUCCAUGUAUGAUACAGGCAGAUAUGAUUAUAACCAAAUCUGGUUACUUUCUUCUAAGUGCCAAAUCUAGAC
This is a messenger RNA of Dama dama (fallow deer), 6333 nucleotides long. It is a transcript of the gene MTMR8, whose product is annotated as myotubularin related protein 8. The transcript has 14 exons. NCBI's taxonomy places the organism in Eukaryota, Metazoa, Chordata, Mammalia, Artiodactyla, Cervidae. The record is from RefSeq and is a predicted model, not a curated record. Gene Ontology annotation, molecular function: phosphatidylinositol-3,5-bisphosphate phosphatase activity. Gene Ontology annotation, biological process: dephosphorylation; negative regulation of autophagy. Gene Ontology annotation, cellular component: nuclear envelope. Bases 103 to 2178 code for a protein of 691 amino acids.